Messenger RNA from Theileria annulata, 2214 nucleotides. RefSeq lists its product as uncharacterized. The coding region runs from base 1 to 2214 and encodes 737 amino acids. The record is from RefSeq and is a predicted model, not a curated record. The transcript is spliced from 6 exons. NCBI's taxonomy places the organism in Eukaryota, Apicomplexa, Aconoidasida, Piroplasmida, Theileriidae.
AUGUUUGAUCUAAAGAAAUCUGAAGAAAUUUUGAGAAGAAGAGCUAUAUUUUAUUGUUUGAAUAACUAUAAAACUAUAAGAACACAUUACAAUGAUCUAUCAGAACUUAAAAAUUAUGUUCCUAAAACUAAAUUAACAGAUUUUUUUAUAAAGGAUGAAAACUUUGAUUAUUCAGAUCUCUUGAACCAGAUUUCAAAUUCACUUAUAUCACUAGAUGUGAAAACAGAUACAAAAACCCAUGAAGAUACCAAAGAUCAACCAAUUUGGUCAAAUUAUGACCUUUUGAGUUUAAUUAAAAUCCAUAAAUUCAAGAAUGUCAAGGAAAAAUUAUACACAUGUAAUAUAAAUGUACAAAAUAAUGUUAAGUUUGAUUUCUCGGAGUAUGAAGAUGGCUAUUAUGAUUUAGUGUACGAAAGGCCGGAUAAUAACACAAGUGAAGUGUUUAAGCCGAUGGAUAGUUAUGAUUUGUCAGUUGAAAAUUACUGGAAAAAUUUUAAAAAUGUUCCAAAAGAUGAAAUCACAGUAUUUAGAGAUAUAAAAGAGGAAGAUUUACCAGAAAAAACCACGAGAAAUGAACCAGAGACUACAGUUCGGAACUAUAAUUUAUUGAAUCUUCUUCCUGGAAACAAUUCGAUAUCAAACCUGGCAAAUGAAAACUAUUUCGACGAUUACUAUAACUUCAAUAAUAUGAAGAAAAUCUCAGUUAAUAUCGGAACAGAACGACAACUGAGACAGAUUUAUAUUAAGCCAAGAAAUAAAGACAAGGAAUUGAAAUUUGGUCUGUUAACAAAAGGAAAUAAUAAGGAUUUGAUUUUGAAGAGAAAUGAGAACAAUAUGAAUGAGUAUCUAGUGGUGUUUGAUGAGGAUAGUAUGAAAGUUUACGAGUCAGAAACACUUGAAGGACAAGUAUCAUCAGAGAAACAUUUACAAAAAUCAUGCAUCCGGAAGUUUUUUGCAAGUGAAAUUGUGCGAGAAAACCUAAGGAAUAAACUAAUACUAAAGCUAAAGAGACAUCAAAACGCAAGAGUAUUCACAGCAAAAGACAUGAAGAAAAAUGCAGAUCAAAUAAAUAAAUCAAUAUCGUCUGUUACACUCGGUUGUUUCUGGUGUGACUGGAACUUUUACGGAGGAGGAAUAGUUCCAGAGGUACACAACGAGGAAUUGUCAACAAACCCAACAGAAUACCUACUUUCGUUGGAAAAAAACGAUCUUUAUCUUUUAACAACCAGUUUUAUAGAAUCACUGCAAGUUAGAGGAAGGAAUUUGGAAACGUUCGAGGAUAUAUUCUCAGUAAUUUCAGAGAUCGUAAAAUCAUAUCGCACACUAGUAAUGGGGAAUUUCAACGAAGACUAUUUUGAAAUCAUGAAAAAAUCUUUUCUUGAGCUCAAGACGAAGUCAACACCUUCAGAUAUUGCACUGUUAACGCCAGACCUGAGUGAACUGAGUGUUUCCUCAGCAUCGAGUAUAGACCGAGAUUCAGUAGAUGUCGAUUCUGAGCUAAACUCACAGAGAGAACAAGUGCUUCCAACCUUUAAUAAGUAUGCCAAGACAGUGGAGGAACUAACUAACCUAAGACAACUGGUGUCAUUCCUGUUAACAGACUACAAUGAUGUCGGGUCAUUUGUCAAGGAACCUUUUGUGGAUCUAUCCACCAUACCCAAGAUAAAGAACGUUUCCAAAACAGUAAUCAACUGCUCAAAAUCAAUUACCAAAAGGAGCAAAAAUCCAAACUUGAAGGAGACUGAGAUUGUACUCUCUGCUCUCAAGAUACUGGAUCUGCUGAUUUUUCUACUUCAGAAAUCCUCAAAGUCAUUUAACAGUCCCAGGGACUUUCAUUCAUUCAUUACGAACUCAAAGUAUGAAGUCGAGUCUUACUUUUCAUCUAUCAUGUUUAACUAUUUCUAUGAAAGAAGUAACGAUUCUUACUCCAUAAAGGUGUUGGGAUCAAAGAGGCUUAUGUGUUAUGUUAUUUGGCUUUGCAUUUACUUGUCGCCCAAAUACACAUUUGAUUUCUCAUUUCUGCUCAACUAUGAUUUGACCAACGUUUCAAACUCAAUACUUUUCAACUCUUGCGUUGACUUGACUUCAAUAAGUCCAGCUGGUAGAACGAACAAGAACCUCUACAAGAUCAAUACUCCUCUGUUUUCAGGCUCCAAGAAGAUGAACUUGACUAGUCUUGUAACAAAUAAAACUAAACGUUUCAAGUUACGUUAA